AUGAGCAAAACCCUUAACACCAAAUCAUGUCGGCUACCUGCUCACGUUUGUGGAGGAGGAAAGAGGAACGGCCGAAGCAAGAAAUGGAAGGAGAUGCUGAAGCUGCCGCACAUCAGCCAGUGUGAGGAGCUGCGCCGCUCCAUUGGUGGAGGAGGAAAGAGGAACGGCCGAAGCAAGAAAUGGAAGGAGAUGCUGAAGCUGCCGCACAUCAGCCAGUGUGAGGAGCUGCGCCGCUCCAUUGCCGGCCACGCCCGGGCGCUGGGCGGACCCCACUGUGGGGAGGAAGUUCAGAUUGGACUUCCUUCCUGUUUCUACCCGUCUCCACCCGCGUUUACAGGCAGGGGACAGGAAACGGCCCACCGAAUCAAAGCGGCCGCUUCCUUCCUGCUCUCAGCAUCCAGGUUCAGCCUCGGAGCGAAACCCGGUCGGUUCCUCACCCCGAAUGCCACGGCUCGAGCUAUGUACCAGCUAGCUUCCGAUGAGAAGAGGAGGGACUUUGGCCUGAAUGUUUUAGAAACAUACUUUAAUAAUGGGUCGGCCGCUCACCUGCCCGACAUUCCCCAGGACCUGGUCAGUGGCUGCCGGGAGAGGCUGGAGCAGACUCCGUGUAAGGAGCUCUUCGACGAAUGCGCCAAAAUAGUUCGUGAUUAUCUGAGUGGAGCUCCGUUUUCUUCCUACCAGGAGUCCAUGUACUUCUCCCGCUUCCUGCAGUGGAAAUGGUUGGAAAGGCAACCAGUAACCAAAAAUACUUUCAGACAUUAUAGAGUACUAGGAAAAGGUGGAUUUGGCGAGGUUUGUGCCUGCCAAGUACGUGCCACCGGUAAGAUGUACGCCUGUAAAAAGCUGGAAAAGAAACGAGUGAAGAAGAGAAAAGGUGAAGCAAUGGCACUAAACGAAAAAAGCAUUUUAGAAAAAGUUAACAGUAGUUUUGUAGUUAGUUUAGCCUAUGCCUACGAGACCAAGGACGCGCUGUGCCUGGUGCUGACCAUAAUGAAUGGGGGAGACUUAAAGUUCCACAUCUACAACAUGGGCAACUCGGGCUUCGACGAGCAGAGGGCCAUCUUCUACGCCGCGGAGAUCUGCUGCGGCCUGGAGGACCUGCACCGCGAGAGGAUAGUCUACAGGGAUUUGAAACCUGAAAACAUCCUCCUGGAUGACCGUGGACACAUCCGGAUCUCAGACUUGGGCCUUGCCGUUCAGAUCCCUGAAGGGGGGACGAUACGAGGGAGAGUCGGCACCGUCGGAUACAUGGCGCCGGAGGUGAUCCAGAGCGAGAGCUACACCUUCAGCCCGGACUGGUGGGGGCUGGGCUGCCUGAUCUUCGAGAUGAUCCAGGGCCAGUCGCCCUUCCGCAGGCGCAAGGAGCGCGUGAAGCGGGAGGAGGUGGACCGCCGCGUACGCGAGGACCCGGAGGAAUACUCAGAGAAGUUCACCGAGGAGGCCAAGGACAUCUGCAGACAGCUUCUGACCAAGGACCCCAAGGAGAGGCUGGGGUGCAAGGGAUGCGGGGCCAUCGAGGUCAAACAGCACCCCAUCUUCAGAAACAUCAACUUCAAACGGCUAGAGGCCAACAUGCAGGACCCUCCCUUCACCCCCGAUAACGAGAUGAUCGAGAUGGAGUGCUUCAAAGAGAUCAACGUCUACGAGACGGACGGGAUGCUGUGCUCGGACCUGGACGUGAACCGGCCCAACCCGCCCCCCAAGAGGGGCUUCUUCUACCGCCUGUUCAGAAGAGAGGUCUGUUUUAAGGGCGGUUACAACGACGAUGAGAUCGAAGAGCCCUCCUGCCUUUAA
This is a messenger RNA of Menidia menidia (Atlantic silverside), 1794 nucleotides long. The record is from the annotation of a GenBank genome assembly. NCBI's taxonomy places the organism in Eukaryota, Metazoa, Chordata, Actinopteri, Atheriniformes, Atherinopsidae.